AUGGCUGCAGAUGGGCACAGUGGUGGUUCCACCUGCUCGAACCCUGAGCAGAGCGUGAAGGGUCACCUGGGGGAACCAAAGCCCUUCUGUGCUGCCACGGCCCCCCGCAUCCCACCCACGCGGUUGGCCCUGCACCACUUCGACGUGAGCUACAGCCUGCAGCUGAAGGACCUGUGGCCCUCCGUCCGCGCCGCCCUGCUCUGCGAGCAGAAGUACGGCGCUCUCCUCAACAGCUUCUCCGCUGUCGACCACGUCGCCCAAGAGCUGGAGCUGCUGAACGCCACCGAUUUUGUUGCCGAAGCCCCCAAAAAGGCGCAGCGAUGGCAACAGGCUGCAGCUGCGGAGGAAGCGGGGAGGGUGGAAAGUGUGUCUGGAGAGGGCAGGACGGUGAUGCAGGCAGAGACGAUGACACGGGCAGAGAUGUCACCACCAAAUCGUGCCUCUGUCAGCUCUAACAUCAAGUGUUACACCUUCCCCAAGGGCGACAUCACGCGCUUUCGCCCUGCACGGCCGGAUGCUCUGGGGCUCCUUGACUAUUAUCUCAUGGACGCAGCAUCUCUCCUGCCCGUCCUGGCGCUCAACGUGCGGCCAGAUGACUUUGUCCUUGAUCUCUGUGCGGCUCCGGGUGGCAAGACUCUGGCUCUGCUGCAGACGGGGCUUUGUGGGCAUCUGGCAGCCAACGACAUCUCCGUUUCCCGGACAAAGAGGCUGUACCAGAUUCUCCAUAGCUACAUUCCCAGAGAAAUCAGGGAAACCGUGAGUGUCACGUCCUGCGAUGGAAGGGACUGGGAGCAGCUGGAAGGUGGCACUUUCCAUAAGGUGCUGGUGGAUGUGCCCUGCACGACGGACAGGCACUCUGUCAUGGAGCAGGACAACAACAUCUUCCACAAGAGAAGAACCAAGGAGCGUCAGAUGUUGCCCAUGCUGCAGCUGCAGCUGCUGAUGGCUGGGAUCCUCGCUACCAAGCCGGGAGGAGAGGUGGUGUAUUCUACGUGUUCCCUCUCCCCGCUGCAGAAUGAGUACGUGAUCGAGAGAGCGGUAGAAGUUGCAGAAACCCAGUAUAACAUCGGCAUCCACGUCGAGGACUUGAGCCACUUCAGGACUCUCUUCCAGGACACGUUUUCCUUCUUCUCGGAUUGCCGGCUGGGGGAGCUUGUUCUGCCUCACCUCACAGCCAACUUUGGACCUAUGUAUUUCUGCAAAUUACGUCGGAUGUAG
Messenger RNA from Charadrius vociferus (killdeer), 1218 nucleotides. RefSeq names its product NOP2/Sun domain family, member 4 (gene NSUN4). The record is from RefSeq and is a predicted model, not a curated record. Gene Ontology annotation, cellular component: mitochondrial large ribosomal subunit. Gene Ontology annotation, molecular function: methyltransferase activity. Gene Ontology annotation, biological process: rRNA methylation. NCBI's taxonomy places the organism in Eukaryota, Metazoa, Chordata, Aves, Charadriiformes, Charadriidae. The transcript is spliced from 6 exons. Bases 1 to 1218 code for a protein of 405 amino acids.